This is a messenger RNA of Microcebus murinus (gray mouse lemur), 8316 nucleotides long. Its product is annotated as UDP-glucuronosyltransferase 2B4-like. Gene Ontology annotation, molecular function: glucuronosyltransferase activity. NCBI's taxonomy places the organism in Eukaryota, Metazoa, Chordata, Mammalia, Primates, Cheirogaleidae. The record is from RefSeq and is a predicted model, not a curated record.
CACUCUCUGGAUGUGCUUGGGUUCCUGCUGGCCUGUGUGGCCACUGCUAUAUUCGUCAUCACAAAGUGUUGUCUGUGUUUUUGGUGGAUGUUUGCUACAGCAGGAAAGAAGAAGAAAAGGGAAUAAUUAGAUCUAGGUUUGAAGCUGGAAUCCCUGAAAGAUGCGACUCUUUCAGUUUAUUCCAGCAAGAAGAGUUUGUGAUGUAGGAUUCCCUUCCUCCUGUGACCACUUGACUUUUCACAAUUUAGUUUAACAAAUCUAAGUUUGUGUAGGAAAAAGUUGAUACUUUGUUAAAAGUUAGAAAUAUUUUAUGGUGAAGAGAAAAGAAAUAUGGGGGAAAAUAAAAAUAAAUAAAUAUGGCAUUAAUUUAUGUAGACAUGUACUGUUCCAAUUCAGAAGUUAUAUCAAAAAUGUGUUUAACUUUAACAUUUACAUACUAUACAUGAAUAUGAGACCAUCACAAUAUCCUGUCUCAGUGUUACAAUUUUUUAUGAAUGCUUAGGAUGCUUUACUUCAUUUUGGCAUAGUAUUUGGUAGUUUUAACUUCUAUUAACUUGUUUGAAUUUCUUUGGUGGGAGAAUACAUUGAAUGGUUUAGAAUAUUCCUAUGUAGAAUGUAUUAAUAUUAAAAAAUUGGCACAGAAUGGAAAACACAAGUGGAAAUCAUUCUCAAUCAAGUCCAUGCAAGCUCAUAUUCACCAAGAAUUUUACACACUGUGAGUGAGCUACUCAGGAGAGUGACCAGGUCUCCACGACAGCGAGGCCUGCUGUUCUCUCCCCUGUGACAAAGCUGCUCUCCGUGGGACACAGUGUGAGGACAAGGACAGUCCCUCCCUGACAGUUAGAACAGCAAUUUCAAGUGUAAUUUCAGGAUAAAAAGUGUCUCAUACCUAAACAAUGACCGAGGAAAUAUGAUCAUUUAACUAUGUACCCAAAUACCAUCAAAUUCUAUGUAUAAAUGGAACCCUUGGGACGAUUUCACUAAAAUUCUAAACCACAUAAUCAUAAUCCAGCAUGUCAGUGACUAUUAACCUUCACCUACUGUCUGUGUGCGUGUGUGGGAAAAGACUGGGAAAUUCUGACACACUAGAAGUGAAGGAGAAAAGACUAUAGACCUGAAGAAAUGUGGAUAUAAAAUCAUCCCAACUCUUAGUAAGAUAGCCUCCUGGUAAUAAUCAGAGAAUGACACCUAUGUCUCCAAACCAAAAAAAUGUAUAGAAAAAGGCCUGAAAUGAACUAUCAAUUUAGAAUUACAACCAUAUAGAAUUAAAGCCAAGUGAAGCCCUCUUUUAAAAAAGUAAAUUAUAAUAGUAAAUACAAUAAUAUAGCGGAACAGUCUGGGUAUAAUAUUUUCUAGCACUAUCUCUCCAAACAACAUUGCAAUAGCUCCACUUCAUUUCUUCCUCCAAUACACAUACAUACAUGCAUGCACAUGCAAACACAUAUUUGCACAAAACCACAAUAGAUGCCAUCUAUCUCAUAAUACACAUUACUUUCCAAAUAAACUCAGUGAUUAGCUCAGUUAAAAACUAGCCCUUGCUCUAAUAAUUUUAAUAAUACUUGAUUGUCUAUUCUUAGAUGUUGCAACGAAUCUUGUCAAAUAUGUUUCUUAUACUGACACCCGUUUGUGACGGAACACAUUCUUCCUUCACAGGAGAUGGAAGACUUUGUCUAGAGCUCUGGAGAAAACGGCGUUGUGGUGUUUUCUCUGGGGUCGAUGCUCAGUAACAUGACAGAAGAAAGGGCCAAUGUGAUCGCUGCAGCCCUUGCCCAGAUCCCACAAAAGAUGUUUGCUACAGCAGGAAAGAAGGCAAAAAGGGAAUAAUUAGAUCUAGGUUUGAAGCUGGAACCCAUGAAAGAUCGGAAUCCUUCAGUUGAUUCGACCAAGAAGAGAUGGUGAUGCAAGGUUACCUUCCUCCUGUGACCAUUGCCUUUUCAGGAUGUAGUUUGUCAAAUCAAAGUUUGUUUAUGUCACAGUUGAUACUUCUUUAAAAGUUAGAAAUAUUUUAUUGUGAAGAGAAAAGAAAGGCUGGGGGACAUUAAAAAACUUAAAUAUGAUAUGGGUUUAUGGAGACAUGCACUUUUCCAAUUCAGAAAUUAUGUCAAAACUAUUUAUCAGACUUUACAUUUCCAUAUUGUACAUGAACAUGAGACCAUCAAUAUAUUCUUGCUCAGUAUUAAUAUUGUUUUACACAUGCUUGGAAUCCUUUCCAUCAUUUGGGUAUAGUAUUUCGUAGUUUUAAUUUCUGUUGAAAACUAUCCAACCCUUACACACUGCUCACAACCCUGACUGGUGUGCACUGCUGGGUCAGGCUCUCAGAUUUAAAAGGUGCUUCUUCUGCAUCCCUGGGAGCCCAGACUCACAGGAACUGCUAGAUUGCGAAUGGGAGGACCCAGAUAUGCAGUCAAGGCAACAACACUAUUGGGCAGCUCUUCCCCAGGGCUUUAAAAACUCCCCUCCGAUCCUUGGGGAGAUUCCUGGGAAAGACUUCUGAGACCUCAGUUAAAUGAUGGGGCUUCACUGCAAUAUGUUGAUGACAUACUAGUUGCCGGCACCACAGAAAAAGGCAUCCAACAAGAGCACUAUUCUAACUCUAAACUUCCUGGCUGUAUCCAAGGUAUCCAAGAAAAAGGCUGAGAAUUUACAGCCUUCAGUUAAAUAUCUUGGAUUCAGGUUUUCCCAGUGACAGAGUCUCACUUGACAACAGCUGUGGAGCUUCUGGGAUGUUGCCAGUUUCUGUCACAUCUGGAUUCCUAACUUGGGACUUAUUGCUUAGCCUCUGUACGAUGCCUUAAGGGGAGGAGAUAAUGAACUGUUAUGGUGAACUGGGGAUGGACAUAGGGCUUUCUGAAAUAUCUAGGAAUAACUGUUGAGUGCCCCAGGAUUGGGACUCCCAGAUAUAGGAAAACCUUUUGAUGUUUUUGUGCAUAAGAAGCAAGGACUGAGUCUAGGAGUGCUGACUCAGCACCUGAGAAAUAUUAAGAUACCCAUUGCUUAUUUCUCAAAGCACGUGGACAUUGUCACAAAGGGAUGACCUUCUUGCAUUCGGGCUAUUGCUGCCGUGUGUCUCCUGCCUCAAGAGGCAGAGAAGUUUACAAUAGGCCAGCCCAGCACUCUGCACACCCCACUGUGUGCUCCCCUUACUGGAACAGACAAGAGAAUACUGGCUGGCCUCUGGGAGGCUUGAGAGAUAUCACACCAUCCUUUUGGAUACAUGAAAUAUAACACUAAGAGCAGUCUCUACCUUAAAUCCUGACACCUUAAUUCCCCAAAUGCCAUCUGAACCUGUGCAUGACUGUUUACAAGUAAUUGAAUGAGUUGAUUCUAGCCAGCUGGAUCUAACUGACGCACCCUUAGGAAAACACACACCUAGAGAUAUUUCUGAUGGAAGCAGCUUUAUGGACCAGGGACAAUGGAGAGCUGGGUAUGCAGUGAUAACCCAUCAGCACAUAUUAGGGCUGAAGUCCUCCCUUCUGGAACCUCAGCACAGAAGGCAGAAUCCGCAGCUAUUGUCUGGCACUCCAACUAGAUAAAGGCACACAAGUGACCAUUACCUGGACUCCAGGUAUGCUUUUCCUAUUGUUUAGGUGCAUGAGCCAUAUGGAAAGAAAGGGGACACUUUGAGUCCAGUAAUAAAGAAAUAAAAUAUAGCAAAGAAAUCCUAGCCUUGCUAGAUGCCAUUUUAGCCCCCGAGGAAGUAGCUGCAGUUCAUUGCCUUGGUCAUCAGGAGACAGACGGUCUGGUGGCAAGGGGCAUCAUCAGGCAGCUCAGGCCACGAAGGAUGCAGCUACCCUUGGAAUCACAGCAAAAUCAGUUUUCCUGUCCUCUGUUGGCCCUUCACCCCGGCCUGAACUGCUUGUGCUGAAGGCAAGGGCCAUGUGGGGUUGUUUGGAGUAUGUAGGAGAUUUCUCUUUCCUCCUGAACAAUUUUUUUUUAUGUAGAUGAUCUUUGCACUAAUUGGUUACUCAUUAAAUUUUUAGAGUUCAAAGCAACUUUGAAAUAACUAGUGGAAAAGAAAAACAGGUUUCACAUUGGUUAUAUAAUUUAAAUUCUUUUAAUAUUAAUCUACCGAAUAAUGGAUGAAUCUCAUUUUCUUAGUGGACAAGAGAACCAGUUAUAUAUCUGAUGAAGGGCUAUUAAAAAUAUAUAUAUUUAAAAAUAUAACUCAAUAAUCAAAUAAAAAUAUUAAAAUAUGACUCAAUACUAAGACAAAUGAGCAAAACAAAAAGGAACAAGAGAUUUCAGUAGAAAUUCUGCCAAGAAAAAUAUACAAUGGAUGAUAAGCACAAGAAAAACACUCUCUGCACUUUUAAAAAACAAACACAUGUCAAACAUAAUGAGAUAUCACUUCACUCUCACUGACUAUAAUCAAAAGAUAGAUAAUAAAAAGUGUUGCCAGGAUGUGGAGAAACUGAAGCCCUCAUAGAAGGCUGGUGGGAAUGAAAAAAGGUGCAGCCGAUGUGGAAAACAGUCUAGCAAUUCCCCAAAAGGAUAAGCAUAGAGGUAGCAUAUGACCCAGUAAUUCUACUUAUAGGCAUGUACCAAAGAGAAAUUAAAAUAUGUCGAUGCAAAGCUUGUGCAUGAAUGCUGAUUAACCACAUUAUUCAUAAAAGCUAAAACCCAAACAGAAUCAAGGUCCAUCCCUUGAUAAAUCAACAAAUAAAAUAUUUAUAUCCAUACUAUGGAAUACUAUUUGGCAAUAAGGAAUAGGAUGGAUGAUCCUCUUUAGACAUUAUGCUAAGUAAAAAAUGCCGGUCACAGAAGACCACAUACUUUUUAUUCUCUUUACCAAACUGUCCAAAAAAAGAAAAUUUAUAGAUAAAAAACUAAAUUAAUGAUUGCCCAGAGCAGACAGGAUGGGUAAAGCAAAGUGGGGAGAUAAAAGCAAAAGUGCACAGGGUUUCUUUUAGGGAGAUAAACCUAUUUGUUGUAGUAGAUGUGCAAUUCUGUGAAUAUACUAAGAAAUAUUGAAUUUUAAACAAUAAUGGUGACUAAUAUGGAAUGUACAUUAUAUACCAAAACAAUUUUACAAAAACCUAUUUGAACCAUGAUAAGCGAGAAAUACUGACUCAGCCGUAUAAUUAUUUUAUUUCUAGUUCUGUGUCACAGGACUGCAGACCCAGGAGCCUCUUACUGCCACUAUUUUAGAUAGAAAUCUAAAAUAUAUGACAUAGGACAUGUUAUUUGCACUUGCAAGGUCAUCACAGUCAGCUGGAUUAAUGCACUUAUAAACAGAAAGGGACGUUAAACACACUUGAGUGAACACAAAGUCAUCUGCCUUUGCUCUGUCCACUUGGCAGCCACACUCUGAGACUGCUCAGAGGAUGGACUUUGAGUGCAGGAGUUAAAUUUUACCUUGAUUAAUUUAUCCUUCAUUAUAAGCAUGAGAUAUGACAGAAAGGACCAGCAACUCGAAUAAAAAGCAUUGCAUUUCACCAAGAUGGCUAUGAAAUUGGCUUCAGUUCUCCUGCUGAUGCAACUGAGUGGUCACUUUAGCUCUGGGACUUGCGGGAAGGUGCUGGUGUGGCCCACAGAAUACAGCCACUGGAUGAACAUGAAGACAAUCCUGGAUGAACUUGUCCAGAGAGGACAUGAGGUGACUGUAUUGACACAUUCUGCUUCCAUUCUCAUUGAUCGAAAACAAGCAACCAGUAUUAAAUUUGAAGUUUUUCCUACAUCUUUAACCAAAAGUGAUUUUGAAGAUGUCAUCAUACAGCUGAUCGAUAAAUGGAUAUAUGAUCUUCCAAAAGAUACAUUUUGGUCAUAUUUUUCACAAGUACAAGAAAUCAUGUGGAGAUUUUCUGAAAUCAUGAUGAAGUUCUGUAAAGGUGCAGUUUUAAACAAGAAACUUAUGACAAGGCUACAAGAGUCAAAGUUUGAUGUGGUUCUUGCAGAUGCCAUUGCUCCCUGCGGUGAGCUGCUGGCUGAGAUACUUAAAACACCCCUUGUGUACAGUCUCUGCUUGUCUCCUGGCAACCAAUAUGAAAAGCAUGGUGGAGGACUUCUAUUCCCUCCUUCCUAUGUACCUGUACUUAUGUCAGAAUUAAGUGAUCAAAUGACAUUCAUGGAGAGGGUAAAAAAUAUGAUAUAUGUGCUUUAUUUUGACUUUUGGUUCCAAACAUUGAAUAUGAAGGAGUGGGAUCAGUUCUACAGUGAGGUAUUAGGCAAAACCACUACAUUAUAUGAAACAAUGAAGAAAGCUGAUAUGUGGCUUAUUCGAAACUAUUGGGAUUUUGAUUUUCCUCGCCCAUUCUUACCAAAUUUUGAUUUUGUUGGUGGACUCCACUGUAAACCUGCCAAUCCCCUGCCUAAGGAGAUGGAAGACUUUGUCCAGAGCUCUGGAGAAAAUGGCGUUGUGGUGUUUUCUCUGGGGUCGAUGCUCAGUAACAUGACAGAAGAAAGGGCCAAUGUGAUCGCUGCAGCCCUUGCCCAGAUCCCACAAAAGGUUCUAUGGAGAUUUCAUGGCAAGAAACCAGACACCUUGGGACCCAAUACUCGGCUGUACAAGUGGUUGCCCCAGAAUGACCUUCUUGGUCACACAAAAACCAAAGCUUUCAUAACUCAUGGUGGACUCAAUGGCGUCUAUGAGGCCAUCUACCACGGGGUCCCCAUGGUGGGCAUCCCUUUGUUUGCGGAUCAACCAGACAACAUUGCUCACAUGAAGGCCAAGGGGGCAGCUGUUAGAGUGGACUUCAGCACAAUGUCAAGUGCAGAUUUGCUCAGUGCCUUGAGGACAGUCAUUAAUGAACCUAUAUAUAAAGAGAAUGCUAUGAAAUUAUCAAGAAUUCAGCGUGAUCAGCCAGUGAAGCCUCUCGACCGAGCAGUCUUCUGGAUCGAGUUUGUCAUGCGCCACAAAGGAGCCAAACACCUUCGGGUUGCAGCCCACGACCUCCCCUGGCUCCAGUACCACUCUCUGGAUGUGCUUGGGUUCCUGCUGGCCUGUGUGGCCACUGCUAUAAUCGUCAUCAUGAAAUGUUCUAUGUGUUUUUGGUGGAUGUUUGCUACAGCAGGAAAGAAGAAAAAAAAGGAGUAAUUAGAUCUAGACCUGAAGCAGAAGUCCAUGAUACAUGAGAAUUCUUCAGUUUAUUCCAGCGAGAAGUGCUUGUGACGUAAGAUUCCCUUCCUCCUGUGACCACCUGAAUUUUCACAAUUAAGUUUGUCGAAUCUGUUUGUUUAUGAAACAAUUGAUAAUUUUUUGAAAGUUAGAAAUAUUUGAUUGUGAAGAGAAAAGAAAAUCUGGGGGAAAAUAAAAAAUAAAUAAAUAUGAUACGGGUUUAUGUAGACAUGUACUGUUCCAAUUCAGUACAUGAAUUGUACUUUCUCUCUCUCUCUCUCCUCCUUCUUUUCCCUGUCUCUGUCCCUCUCCCUGUCUUUCCAUAUUUCUUCUUCUCUCUCUCUCUCCUUUAUUCCUAUAUUUCUUCUCUGAUUCCUUCUCUCAUACUCAUGCCUGUACAUCUAUGCUUCUGAGAAUCCAGCUAUAGGCACUGCUACUAGUAGAGGAGGGAGGGAGCCGCUUGGAGGUGACAAAGGGGUCUCUCUUUUCACAUCUGGGUACAGAGGUGACAUCAGGACUUACUUUGGGCAUCUCCUUCCCAUUCCUCACCAGGCUACACCACAGAGUUCUGUUCAACACCAGGACAUUCAAGGCAGGAAGAGUGAUGGAAAAAUCCAACUGAAAGUGGGAUGAAAAUUAAAACGUUCAUGGCUUACUAAGAUCUGUAAUGAAGACCUGUAAUGCCAUCCAAAGGGCUUUCAAUCUUGAUGUGGGUCUUCAUCCAGAAGCCCUGAAGUGUUAGGUAGAUAGUAAGGGAUUCUGGGUUCCCUAGGGACAAAAGUGGUUGCUGUUGCCCUUAUCUCGGUCCUUCCCAACCCUGAUUCUCUAUACUUGGGGAAGGAGGGACUACCCCAUCAAUCUGCCAGUUAGAACUUGGUGUGCCAUCAGCAAAAGAUGCAGAGGACUCUCUAGCCCAUGGACCAAACCACAUGAGAACCAUCGAGACUGGAAAGUGACCUAGAACCUGAUAUGUAGUUAAAGCUCAGGUCAUUUGACUCCCAACUGUCUAAUCAAAGUGGUUCCAUGGUGAUGGUGACCUCUGAGCCACAAGGGAGAUCUCUAUGUGGACACUAUAAAAUAGGACUCAGACCAUAGCCAAGCUCUCUCUUUCUCUUUGCUCUUCCUUUUGACUGUCCUGCUGGUACAAUGGGUCCAGUAUUCGUCCAUGCCAUAUGCGCCAUGCUUUGUAAACCCAUAUCAUGCUCUUGCCCUAUAAUGUUAUCUUUCUCUCCUCAAUAAACCUCAUUUCCGUGCUUGCCUAA